AUGGCGGCCCAUGCUACCGACAAUGAAGCUGCAGUCCAUGAGGCUACCACUGGAGCUGAACCGGGCGUCAAGCCAAGGAACGCCCUCCUCACUAGUGAGGCUGUGGAUGACAUCUCUGGGGAUGAUCAUGAGCAGCGCAUGAAGGACCGUGCCCUUCUCUCUGCCCAAGAAGAGAAGAAACUCUUGCGCCGCGUCGACUUCCGCUUGAUGAUCUUGUGCGCUAUUAUCUUCAUGAUCAAAAAUGUCGAUUCGAAUAAUGUCAGCAUCACCUAUCACCUCAUUAGAAGCGGCAGAACUGACGCAUGGCAGGUUGCAAAUGCCAGAAUCAUGAACAAGGGCACUCCCCGGAACAUCAUGACGCAGCUCAAAAUGACAGCCGAUGACUAUAACUGGGUCAGCACAAUUUACAACAUUCCGUUCAUGAUUUGCGAGAUUCCCACCAACAUGGUCGUGAAAAAGAUGCUCCCCUCGCGAUUCCAGUCGCGCAUCAUGGUAACUUGGGGCAUUGUGUUGGCUUGCCACGCUGCCGUUACAUCUAGUGCUGGCCUCCUAACCGCCCGCUUCUUCCUUGGUCUUGCCGAGUCUGGCAUGUUUCCAGGGAUUAUUCUGCAGAUGAGCUACUGGUACCGCGCCGAUGAGAUGACUCCUCGGCUCUUGAUUUUCUACUCCUUCGAAUUCUUCGCCAACAUUGUUAGUGCUGUUCUAGCCUAUGGGUUCAGCGGUAUGAACGGGCGACAUGGCCUGUCAGGCUGGCAAUGGUUCUUCCUAGUUGAGGGUGUGAUUACGAUUGGCUUCGGCAUUUUGCUUCUCUUCAUCUUCCCUGAUUUUCCCGCGCAGGCCAAAUGGUUGUCCGACAAGGAAAAGCGGUUCCUCCAAGCUCGCCUACCACCAAAUGCCCCUCGCUCUUCCGAAAGCAAUUUCAAGGCGAGCGAGAUAUGGGAUACCAUGAAAGACCAGCGCCUCUGGUGGUUCGCGUUCAUCUGGGCCACUAAGACGAUUGGUAGCACCGGUCUUUCGUUCUACUUACCCACCAUUGUCGCCAGCCUGGGACUUGCUUCCAUCGCCGAAAGCCAACUGCUCACCAUCCCUUCCUCAGUUCUGGCUAUCAUCCUCAUUGCUAUCAGCGGUUACUUGACCAACUCGUUGGCUGUGCCGUACCCCCUUGUGGCACUGGUGUACCUGGUCUCUAAUUUAGCGUGCUACGGCGUUAUGGUCGCAUACCCGAACAACGGAGGCGUGUAUGCUGCCACGCUGAUUGCUGCGGGUGUCUCGCUGGCCUGGUUCGCUACCAUGUGGCCAUGGCGUCUUCAGACGACGUUCAGGGCAACGGGUUCGGCCUUUGCCAUCGCAUGGGUCAACGCCCUUGGCGGGAUUGGUACUAUUGUUGGUCCCCAGAUCUUUCGCUCCAAGUACGCACCCGAGUAUACAGUGUCGUUCGCGGUGGCCAUGGGCAUGACUGGCGCAUGCAUCCUCGCCAUCUGCUGGACCUGGUGGAUUACAAGGGAAACGGAGAGGCAGACCCGUCAUCUGAGAAAGAGGCGUCUCGCCGCCCACAAAACCAACGAGGUCAUUUUGGAUGACGUUGACAUCGAUGCUGACUUCAAGACACCGAAGCCCGCUCGACUAGGCCCUGGGCAUGAUAUGAUCAGGUUCAAGGUAGCACGAGGUAGUAUCAACGUAUAUGUAAAGCUGCUUGUGGAUCUGGUAGUUCAGGGCCUCCGAAAGCUCGUGCAGAAGCCUGUGAAUCAUGCCACAAUCUGUUCAAAUUCAAAGGAUACAGGCGCGGUCACGAUGGGCCAUGCCCCUGAUAUUCACACCUCGGAUUUCCGCAGCAGCUCGGAGAGCCGAGCAGUUGACAGUAACGGUUUCACUGCGAAUAGAUGCACAAAUGAGAAGCGUGAUUUCUUGACCGGCAUAUUAGUCCUGGCACCCAGCCUGUGCGCAUCCGCGGACAUAUGCAAUAGUAAUGCCAGAGUUAUAGCUUCGAUGCCGGAAGCAACAUCAGCGGUCCAACUUACAGCUUCUUUCAGGAAGCUGCUCCAUCUAACAUGUCACACCGUGGUCAAGAACCACUUACUUUUUGUCGGCAGGUCUUACCGAUUUUGGACAGACCUCCAUACUACUUGGCAGUGCUGUUGCGUUUCCUAUUGCCUGGAAAUGCUCCCAGUGAUAGUCCUCUGGGAUUGCCCUCCUCCGAGUUACCCUGGAUGCAUUCAUAACCUCUCGGUGAAGUGGCAAAAUGCAUGGGACGAUCACCUUCUUCACGAGAUUUUCUUGUCUUAA
Molecule: messenger RNA, 2283 nt
Organism: Colletotrichum lupini
Lineage: Eukaryota; Fungi; Ascomycota; Sordariomycetes; Glomerellales; Glomerellaceae
Exons: 15
Coding region: 1-2283 (760 amino acids)
Biological process (GO): transmembrane transport
Cellular component (GO): membrane
Molecular function (GO): transmembrane transporter activity
Source: RefSeq, a predicted model, not a curated record